Messenger RNA from Amborella trichopoda, 1005 nucleotides. Lineage: Eukaryota; Viridiplantae; Streptophyta; Magnoliopsida; Amborellales; Amborellaceae. The record is from RefSeq and is a predicted model, not a curated record.
AUGAACGAGACCCUUGCAUGGUGCGAGUCCAUUGAAGGCAAAGAGAAGUGCCUGACAUCUAUAGAGGCCAUGAUUGACUAUGCCAACCUCUAUGGUGUGGACCAAAACAUUACUAUCCUCCGAACUCGGAUCGACAAUGCAUCUGCGGUCAAGGCAUAUGUUGUGAAAAAAGUGGAGAGAAAGCCUACAAAGGCUAGCUCAACAGUGUGCCAUAACUUGCCCUAUCCCUCUGCUGUCUACCAUUGCCACCAUAUACUUCAAGGAAGAAUCUAUGAGGUGAUGUUGGAAGAAGAUGAUGGGAGCAUUGUGGAUGUGAUUGCGGCGUGCCAUGAAAAUGCCAGAGGGAAGGGUGAGCCAUUACUGUGUAUUGGCGACACCCGAGUCGUAUUGGACCCAGGUUCGGGAAAUCGAGAUCCCCGCUUCUUGAAUAACGAGUUCACAAAGGAGAGCCGUGCUAAAGAAACAACCUCCUUCUUAGAGGAGGAGCUCAAAGUAGGAAUGAACAAAAUUUUCCACCUUCAUAAGGCCGACUUCAACAAUAACUCUCCUUUCCUUCCUCGUGAGGAUGCAGAUGCCAUACCUUUCUCGUCUGCUCAGCUCCCACGCAUAUUGCGCCACUUCUCAAUCCCUCCUGCUUCGAGUGAGGCCCAUGAAAUGCACGCUACCCUUUCGUGCAUCGACAAGGCUUCUAUGCUCCAAGCAUACACUGUGAAGAAAGUGCAGAGAGUGCCUACAAAGCCUAGCUCAGCAGUGUGCCAUAUAAUGCCCUAUCCCUUUGCUGUCUAUAAUUGCCACUAUAGUGAAGAAGGAAGAAUCUACGAGGUGAGCUUGAAAGGGGAAGAUGGGAGCACUGUAGAAGCAAUUGCAAGUUGCCAUGCACAUAAUAAGAACUGGAUCGGUUUGCCAUUUUGGUUUCAAUCCCUUCCUGCAGGCAUUAAGCAGCCGGAUCAAGGUUUUAUUUGCCAUUUCAUACCUGAUACCCACAUUGUAUGGGCUUCUGCUUAA